Molecule: messenger RNA, 9642 nt
Organism: Hydra vulgaris (swiftwater hydra)
Lineage: Eukaryota; Metazoa; Cnidaria; Hydrozoa; Anthoathecata; Hydridae
Biological process (GO): detection of mechanical stimulus
Cellular component (GO): membrane
Molecular function (GO): protein binding; calcium channel activity; calcium ion binding
Source: RefSeq, a predicted model, not a curated record
UGCAUUGAUUUUAACGGUGUGCUGUGCUAACCAUGUAAUAUCUCAAAAGGUCUCAGAAGAAUUUAAUUUAAUUGGGCCGAUUUUGUUACAAAGUUCUAAUCUACUUUAUACAUUCAAAAAUUUUUAUGAAGAGUACGUAGUUUCAUUUGAAAUAAAUCCAAUGUCAAUUUAUCAAUCAUUACAUGGAAAUGUAAUCCACCUGACAGCUAAUGGAGAUUAUACAAAUUAUGGAGAUAGAAACCCAGCUGUAUUUAUUACUCCAGAAACACAACAAGGAUCACUUGGUUUUUCUACUUCAAUUAAUGGGUCAGUACAAAAUUUUUAUACAAAGUCUCUUCCAUUAAAUCAAUGGAGUUUAGUAGAAAUAUUGCAGAAGUUUGUCGAUACAAACUUUGUAUACAGCAUUAGUAUAAACAAAACAAAAAUUUAUUCGUCAGUAAAUAGCCAAACUAUUCAACUAUCGAAUGUUAAACUGUAUGCUUCUAAUCCUUGGCAUAAUGCUCAUAAUGGCUAUAUUAGAAAUUUAUAUGUGUUCACAAGCAAAACGGUUUUUUCAGGUUGUAUUGAUGGCGACUCUACAAAUAUGCAAUUAACAGCAAGUGGUUAUCAUGUAGAAUCAAAUAUUUCAUGUAUUAGUGUGUGCAAUUCAUAUUCACCACCAAUUUUCAGUGAUGCUUUUUUUCUUGAAGGACAGCUUUGUUUCUGCAGAAACGCUUCACUUCCACCUUUACAAGUAUCAACAACUGAUACCUGUCUUACAAGUUCAUGCUUAAAUAACAAUACUACUUUAGAUUGCAGUUUGACCAAUUUCGCAUUUUUCUCACUCUCAUUAGGUAUAAUUGAAUGGAACAUAGCUUUUAAUCCCGCUAUUGUUUUUGUAGAUAAAGAAGUUGAAAUACAAACAAAUAUAUUAAAAGGUAAUGCUUCAAAUGCAUUUGCGGUACCACUGCCUAAUGAUUUACCUUUGUUAUUUCAAAAUUUUGUCACCAGUACAAUAGUUAAGACACAGUUCUAUUUGCCUGGAUUACAGAUCUGGUCUCAAACUAUUGGAAAUGCUUAUACAGAUCCAUUUAAUGCAACUUCUUGGGUUCAAGUAGAUGAGAAUAUUGGAAGAGUUUUUGUAAUUCCCUCAACAGUUCAAGUCAAUGGCUUCUACAAUUUUUUUUUGGUAAUUACACAAGGCACAAAUAUAAGUGUAAAAAUAUCACUUCCAAUGAAUAAAAUUUUGAGCUUUACUGCAGAUCUUCUUAGACUGUCAUAUGGGUUUAAUGUGUCCUUGUUAAACACUACUACAACAAAGUAUUGCAAACUUUCAGAUGGUUAUGUUUUAAAACAAGUGGUUUUAACUUCUGGUCAUUUUACAAAGUUAAUAGUUAAAGCUUCUACAAAAGGUUCUUUGAAAAUUAAUAUUUUGAGACCAUUACUUAAUAGCUCCGUAGAUUUUUGCCCCUUUGAAUUUGAAUGUGCAACUGCUUCUUUGUCAAAUGAAUCUGUAACAAUUACAGCUGUUGUUGUUAAAAAGUUUAUAUUCUUAUUAAAUUCAACUGGAAUUAUUGAGAUACCAAUUCAAAGUAACAUAAACGAUGUUCAAGAAAACGACUUGGUGUGGAUUGGUGGAAGUGCUAGUUUAUUUUGUAAUGAAGAAUAUUAUAACAAAAUUCAAGAAAUAGAGUUGGGAAAAACAAUUUUAUUUUUAACUGAUCAAAUGGCCGAUGGUUUUUUUGUAUCACUGUUUAUAUCUAAGUCGUUUGAAUGUUUGAUUCCUAUUCCAGCAAGCGCAAUAGGGUUGUAUAAUUUCACUGUUGAUCUCUAUAGUCAUGUGUCACCUAUUCGAAGACUAUAUUAUUCAUUUCCAAUUCAGAGCCCGGUUUCUGGAUUGCAGUUUGAUAGCCAAAUGCCAGUUCUCAAUGAUGUUGCAGGUUAUAUAAUCAAUAAAUAUUUAUAUUCUAAAGCUGUUAUAAAUGGAUCAGGUGUUACAUAUUUGUUUAGUAUUCCAGAGCUAAAUUGUUCUGUAAAUACAACAAAUACUACAGCAAUGUUAAAAAUGACUAGAUACGGUAAUUUUACUGUUUACUUGGCAGCAGCCAACAAGGUUAACUUAAUUAACACCUCAGUUAAUAUUGUUGUUUUGUCUGAAAUAAAUAGCAUAAGUAUGAACAUUAUAGAAAUGCAAUUACAAUACAGCAGUUAUGAAACAGUUAUAAGCAUUUACAAUGGCAACAGAGUACAGUUUACACUUGAUUUUGGUGACGGAACACCUGUUACAACUAUCCAAAAUAUUGAUGCUACUGAUGUGGUGGUUAAUUUCUCUAUCUUCCAUAUAUAUUCCAAGUGCAGUCUUGAUGGAUUUAAUGCCACUGCUACAGCCAGUAAUAUUCUUGUUGAUAGUAAUACAAUUAUUAACUCUUCAAAAUCUGUAUUUAAAAGAGUAAUAGUUUUUUGCAAAUUAUCAACAUUAAACAUUGUACCAACACCAAUUGUUUCACAAAAUGGUUAUGCUUCGAUAUCACCUAAUAAAAAUUUAUUAGUUACCAUCAAUCAAGAUUAUGGAUCUUACAGGAAUUAUUUGAUUAACUGGGGAGAUGGUAGUACUAAAUGGAUUAAUCAGUCUGAUAACCAAGGUCUUGUUUCAUUUCAAGAACGGCAUAUCUAUCAAAGGGAAAAUAAGUAUAUUGUAUCAGUCACUUGUAGGAAUUUAUUAGAUUUUAGUAAUAAUUCAUUUAUAGUUAUGGUCAUAAACUGUUCAAUUCCAGGACUAAGUUUUUAUUAUGGAUCUAUAUUAAGUCCUAUGACUGUUAUUCGAAGUGUUGGUGCUGACUUAUCUGCUGUUGUUAAAAAUCCUGAUCCAUUUUGUCCAAAAUUAAGCUCCGUAUUUCAAUGGAAUCUUACAAAUUCUGUUUUGACACAAUCAACAGUAGGCACUCAAGUUCAACAAAAGGUGACAUACACAAUCCAAAGAAAUCAACUUUUAUUUGGUCUUUACAACUUAACACUAACUUAUAAGUACGGGGAAGAAACUAAUAUUUAUAUUGCCUACUUGAAUGUUACAGCUUCACCAUUGUUAAUGGUUAUUGAUAAAGGAUUUUUUAAUUCGAUUGCUUACAAGAAGACUUUUGGAAACAGUACCAUACACCAAAACUUUACAAUAAGUGCAACUUCUAGUUAUGAUCCAGAUGAUCCAACAAAUGGAGCUCAAGAUAUCACUUUUAUGUGGAGAUGUAAAAUUGCUUCAAAUUUAUCAGAUGCUUUAGAUGCAAUGUCAAAUUUUACACAUUUGAAUUCGACAUAUAAAAGUGACACUUGUUUUAAUGAAACCUGGGUGAAUAUUUCUUUUGGAAAUUCCAAAAUUAAUUUUAGUACACAUCAGUUUUUGGAAGGAAUUAAUUAUCAUAUUGAAGUAUGUGGAACAAAGUAUGCAGGUAAAGAUGUUUACUCAAUUGACAGAUACAAAGCAGAUUGUUUUACUCAAGUACUUUAUAUGGUUCCUCGAGGUCUUCCAACUCUUUCUACUAUAUGUGUUUCCAACUGUGAUAAAAAACUGAAUUUUAAGGAACGUGUGAUAUAUACAUUUAAAUGUGAAGAUUGUGGUCUACAAACAUUAGAGGCACAAUGGGAUAUAGCUGAUGAUGGUGGUAAUUUUCCUAAUGAGCUUUCUGCUCAGAAUGCUACAACAACAGGGUUUCAUUCCCCUAGUCUUGUACUCAAUAAAGAUAUUCUUCUUGAAUCAACAAAUUACACAUUUGUAUUAAUUUUUGGUUAUGCAGAUUCUUCAAUGAGAGCAAAGAUUAAAUUUACAAAGUCUACGUGUUCUAAACCAACACCAGGAGUUUGUUAUGUCAAUCCAACAGUUGGAUUUGCCCUUGAAACAAAAUUCAACAUUAUUUGUGAUAAUUGGAAAGAUUCUGAUGGGUUGCUACGAUACAUGUUUUAUUAUAACAAUGGUCAAACGCAGCACAUGAAUGUUAGUACAACAGAUACAAUUGAUUAUCCAAUGUUGAAUGCUGCAACUACCGAUCAACCUAGUUUAUUUGAUUUUUUGAUGGGUCCUGGUGACAAAAACAAUGAUGACCAAGUCACAAUUAUUAUAAAAGUGAGUAAUAAAUACCAAGCCUACACAGAAUACAAACAUCUUUUUAUCAAGGUACAAACAAAUAAGAAACCUGUAAAUGUUACAGACUUGAUUACUGGAAUUGAUUUAAACGACACACAAAGUCUCGCAAAUCUUGUUCAAGCAGUUAGUUCAACUACAAAUAAAAUUUCAGCUAAUUAUUCUAAUAGCACUCUACCAACUGCAGAUAACAUUACUGGUUUUAUUGAUAAUGGUGCAUUAAAUCAAGAAAAACAGCGGCAAUUGACUCUUUUGCAAGAUACUCGCACACACAUGAUUGGUUUACUUGGUAAUGCCACCAUCAAUGAUUUAAAUUCCUUUAAAAUUAUUGGUGAUGCUUUAGCUUUAACUUCACAAAAUCCAAUCGAGUUAGUUCCUCAAUCUCAGAAACAAGCAUCAAAUAUUGUUGCUAAAAUGUCUGAACUUCUUACCGCCCAAAAUCUUAAAAGUAUUGGAGCAGACAAUUUCGAUACCAUGACUCAACCAUUUUUAAAGUCAAUAUCUAACUUGUUCCAAACUAGUUUAAAUAAUAAUGAAUCAGAUUCAGUUUUACCUACCCUUCAAACAACAACUUCAUCAACAACUUCAUCGCUAAAUUUAAAAAGCAAUAGUAAUCCAGUGUUGCAAUUGUUCAAAUCUAUGGAUAGUCAUUUUCUUGCAGCACAAACUUACAAAGUACCUGGUGAAAACGCAACUGUUGGUGAAACCAAUCAAUUUACUUUUGUAUUAAAAAAAGAUUUCUCAAGUAGUUUGAGCAACAAAUCAAUUGGUUCAUCUGAUGGUGAAUAUGGUUUUACUCUUCCUGAUUCUAAGGAUUUAUUUAAUGAUUCUGUGCAAAACUCACAAAUCUCAGUCAAUAAUUUAAGAAUGAAAGAUAAUGUUUACACAUGGGACACAAAUCGAUCACAAAACAUUCUCUCAGAAUCUCAAAGUCUUUCUUUUUCAGAUGCUAACGGUCAUCCAAUUAAAGUAAGCAACAGUUCACAACCAAUUAAAAUUGCCAUAAAAAAUAUUCCAGAAAAAAUGACUGGCAAAAAUGUAUCUUUAUCAAUGCCUAAUGAUGUAAAUUUAAUUAGUCUACCGUUGACAUCAGGUUGUAACAUGCUCUUAAAGUUCUUGUUUUUAAAUGAUGAAAAUAAUUUAACAAAUCUUUUUGUUUACAUUCAAUAUGGAAAAAUUGCAACUAAACUUGAUUAUGAUAUAAUGCUGAAUAUUUCUGCUAAACAUGGUGUAACUAUGACAAAAAAUAACAAUAUAACUACAGGCAACAUCACAUUUGAUAACAAUAUAAAUGAUGUAAGUAAUUAUUCUGGAUUUGUGCAAAGAAAUCAAGAUGCUCUUCUUUUUGAUGAUGGCACCCUAAUUUUAUGGAAUUUUUUAAACUCUACAUAUGGUUUUUAUAAAAAAAGUAUAUUGCAUUUGCUCUUCUCCUAUUCUGGCCCAAUGCCUUCUAAAAAGCUAGAUUUGAAUCCAUACACUUUUGAUGAAGCAGAGUCUGUUGGGACAUAUGUCUAUGAAAUGAAGUCUUUUUGUGCAGAAUGUAAUUAUUGGAAUGAAGGGGAAAAUAAAUGGAUGUCUGAUGGAUGUGAGCUAGAUAUUAAUGGCACAAGUUUUUUAGUUACAAAAUGUAAAUGCACUCAUUUGACUUCUUUUGGCGGAUUUUUUGUUGCUCCAAAUCCUAUACGAAAACCAACUUUAUCUAUGCUUAAAAAUGGAUAUGUCCUUACUGUAGUAGUUGCAAUAGCUCUUUUUAUUUGGAUAGUUGGUUUGAUAUUUUGUAGAAGAAUGGACAAAAAAGAUGUUUCAAAGAUUGGUGUUUGUCCACUUCUUGAUAAUCGGGAUGAAGAUAAUUAUAUGUAUCAAAUAAUAGUAUACACUGGAAAUCGAAAAGAUGCUGGUACAGAAUCUAACAUCUUUUUUACAGUAGCUGGUGACAUGGGUGACAGUGAAGUUCGACGUUUAAAAGGUUCAGAAAGAAAAUGUUUUCAAAGAUCAAGCUGUGAUAUGUUUAUAAUGACAACACAGAGUUCUCUUGGUGAUUUAGAUUAUAUAAGAUUUUGGCAUGAUAAUAGUGGUGGAGGUUGGUACAUAAAAAACAUCAUUAUUAUUGAUCUUCAAACUGAAAAACAAUACCUUUUUAUUGGAAAUCGUUGGCUUGCUGUAGAUCGUGGCUCAUAUUCAAUAGAUUGUGUUUUACCAGCGGCAUCAGUAGAAGAACAAAACGAUUUUACCUAUGUUUUUACUUUAAAAGCAAAACAUAAUCUUUCUGAUGAACAUUUAUGGUUUUCAGUUUUAGCUCGAUCACCUAAAAGUAACUUUACCAGAUGUCAAAGGUUGUCUGUUGCAGUUUCUUUGUUACUGACUUCAAUGAUGGUAAGCGCAAUGUUCUAUGGACAAGGAGAAAGUAAAGAAGACCCAGCAACAGAAAAUAAAAGUGUUUUUUCCUUUACAGGAACCCAGAUUUUUGUGGUUUUGAUUUGUACUUUUAUAAAGUUUCCAGUGCAUUUGCUGUUAGUAAAAUUUUUUCGAUCCAUAAAGCCAUUUCAAAUUUCAAAUGAUAAAAAUGACAGCUCAUGUGAUAAAAGUAAUGGAUGGAAGUCACCUACUCUCUCAGAUAAGCGCAACAGUUUGAGCUCAAAUCAAAAAUCGACAGAAAUUGUUGAAGAAAAAAAUGCAUCACUAAAAAAAAAAAAAUUUUUACUGCCACAUUGUUUUUUGUAUGUAGCAUGGUUUUUUUGUGUUGUAAACAUUUUGGGUAGUGCUGUUGUUGUUUUGUUUUAUGGAAUGAGCUUUGGAAAUAAAACAUCAUUAAAUUGGUUAGCUACUGUAACUAUUGAUUUGGUUAAAGAGGUUUUCAUCACCGAACCAAUAAAAUUAUUUGUUUUUGCAGUUUUUUUUGCACUUUUCAUUAAAAAUAUUAAAGAAGAAGAAACUGAUUUUCAGACACAAGGUAAAAUGUUGGCCCUUGACGAAAAUUGGCUUCACAAACCGAAACACGAACAAUCUAUUUUUGAUCGAAAAGAUAUAGAAAUGCAACCACUUAAUGCUUCUAUAAUAUUAGAGAUGAGAGAUUUACGGAUUAAGAACCUCAAGAUGUACUCUUUAAUAAAGGAGUUGGCUUUAUAUAUGUUUUAUGCUUUUUUGGUGAUGUUUAUAGGAUUUUCAACACGCAAAAAUGUUGCUUUUCACCAAACUCGCAAUGUUCAAGAUCUUUUUAAUCUAACACUUAGAAGGGUUCCAUGGCCAAGAGAUUACAGUAAAAUUUUUGGCCAGAUUCAAGCUACACCAGAUUUUUGGAAUUGGAUGGACGAAUUUUUUUUACCUCAAGUUUUUCCUGAACCCUGGUAUAAAUUGAGUGAUUUUUAUGCUAAUUCGGAUAAGAAAGAUUUCCCUGGAAAGUUGUUUUUAAACGAUCUCAAUUCUAAGAUUGUGAAUGGAAUCAGAAUUCGGCAAGUUCGUGUGCAACCAAAUUCUUGUGUAAAAACGAAAUCAGUUGCUCAGUUUAUCAAGGUUAACUGUAUGUCUUCUUAUGAAUCUACUCUUGAAGAAACAGGAAAUUUUUAUUUAAAUUGGACAGUUCCACUGUUGCAUAAAUCUGACAUUAAUCCUUUAACUAAACCAUGGAGGUACCAAACUUGGAAAGAACUUGAUGGGUAUCCAUAUGCAGCAAAGUUAGAAACUUACUAUGGUGGUGGUUAUGUUGUAGAAAUUUUCCCAAAAUGGAAAAACAAGGCUAUAAUAGAUCAGGUCAAGAAUCUCAGAUGGAUUGAUAGACAAACGCGAGCUAUAUUAAUUGAGUUUGCUUUGUUUAAUGCUGCUACUAAUUAUAUUAACAUGGUCACAAUGGUUUUAGAGUUCCCUGCUUCUGGUGGAGUUAUUCCUACUUUUUGCAUUUUGACUUUUAGAUUGUAUUCUGGUACAAGAGAAAUGUUGAUUUCUCAUUUUUUUUUUAUUUUAAUGACAAUAUUAUUUACUGUUCGUGAAUGUCGAUUUUUAUAUCGAGUUGGUUGUAAAUAUUUUGUUGAGUUUUGGAAUUUGGUGGAAGUUGCAUUGAUACUGCUUUCUGUUAUUGAAGUUGUUUUUUUUUUUUACAAAGAUCAUCUGGUCAAAUUGUUAUUAGAGCGAAUGCCAGCUAAGAAACCACAAGUAUUUAUCAACUUUCAGUUUGCUUCUUACUGGGACCUGACACAUAUAUACAUUGUAUCUUUAAUUGUUUUUUUUGUAACUUUGAAGUUUAUUAAAUUAUUGCGUUUUAAUCGUCAUAUUUCACUGUUAUCUUCAACUUUAAAAGCUGCAUGGUAUCCUCUAUCAAUGUUUUUCAUUAUGUUUUCUAUUGUUAUGUGCUCUGUGGUAACCACAUCUAGUAUUGUUUUUGGUUCGUUAUUAUAUGGGUAUCAAAACUACUUCAAAGCAAUAGCUUCCAUCAUUUCAUUAUUGUUAGGGAAAUUCAGUUACAGUCAGUUUCAAAAUGCUAAUGGUUUUCUAGGACCAAUCUUCUUUUUUGGAUUUAAUGUUAUGGUAAACUGGGUUGUUAUGAAUAUUUUCCUGACUAUACUAAACGACGCGUUUACUGAUGUUCGUGAAGAACAACAGUUUCAACAAAACGAAUAUGAAAUAGUAGACUUUAUAACAGAGCAUGUUAAAGCAUGGCUGGGAUGGAGCAGUCCAAACAACAAUGUAGAAAAUACACCAACAAAUCAAAAUCUGAGCUCUACCGUAUCAGAAAAUAAUGACCACCAUGAUGUUACCCGCCAUGAUGUUACCCGCCUGCAGAAAGCAGUUUUAACCAAUAAUCAGAGUAUCGCCAAGUUUGACGGUUGUUUACCUAUUACUGAUCAACAAUGGAAAAUGAAGAUCAAGAGUCAUAAAGUUUCAAGGCCCAACAAAGUGAAUGGAAAUUCUGAUCCAGUUGAAUCAGAUUGUGCAAUAAGUAUUCGUAUUUCUGAACUUGCAAAAUACGAUUAUUUGUUAAAUGAAAGAUCGCUUGAUGUUUACGCUAGCGAGAUGCUGGGUAAGUUUAUCUAUUGCAUGAAUUUCGUCUACAAAGCAAAUGAGGCUAUGGGAGAAAAAAAGGAUUUAAGAAAGCGACAAUUUAAAAAGAAAAUUUAUAGUAAUAGCAAUCUUGUUAUCAUUAAUUCGAAGAACUUAACAGAAAAGUUUUCAAAGAUUUAAUUUUAUUAAACUGGGUUUUAUGGUUGUGUAUUUUUUUGUGUUGUUUAAUAGGUUGUGUAUGUUUCUUUGUUUAUAUAGGUUAUGUGUAUUUGUUUGUGCUGUUAAUCGGUUUUGUGCUUUAUGACGAAAAAUUGCGAUUUUUAUUCAACUUUAUUAAACUAAAACAAUCGUUGAAAAACAAUCUUUAUUUGAUAUAAUUAAAAAUGGUAGUGCAGUUGUGAUUUAGUUUUGUUUUUAAUUUGUAAGUCAAAGUGUAAUUAUUAUGUAAUUUAAAAAAUCUUUGAAGAACAAUCUUUUGCUUGAAGAACAAUCUUUCAUAUAUGAAGUAUAUGAUAAUUCUUUGAAUGCGCAUAUAAAAAUUA